This is a messenger RNA of Sarcophilus harrisii (Tasmanian devil), 3248 nucleotides long. RefSeq names its product tectonic family member 2 (gene TCTN2). The record is from RefSeq and is a predicted model, not a curated record. Gene Ontology annotation, cellular component: MKS complex. The coding region runs from base 557 to 2611 and encodes 684 amino acids. Gene Ontology annotation, biological process: cilium assembly; smoothened signaling pathway; protein localization to ciliary transition zone. Lineage: Eukaryota; Metazoa; Chordata; Mammalia; Dasyuromorphia; Dasyuridae. The transcript has 19 exons.
UCUGAGCCUCCGUAAUUGCUAGCGCAGUAUCUGGAACCACCAGUUAUGGUUAUCCUAUAGGUGUGGGAGCAGAGGGCCUGGAUUCAAAUCCUGCCUCAACUUUUACCAGCCGUGCGGCCCUGGGCGUCUCACUAACUUUUAUGCCUCAGUUUCCUCAUUUGUAUAAUGAGGAUAAAUCCGCCCCCACCUCUCGGGGCUGUCGCCAGAUAAUGUUUGUAAAGCGCUUUGUUAACCUUAAAGCACCCCACGAGGGCUAGCUAUUGUUAUUAUUAUUAUUGGGGGCAGCUAAGCGCCACAGGGAAUAGAGGCCUCCAGCCAGGAAGACCUGAGUUCAAAUUCAGCUCAGAUACUUCCUAGCUGGGUGACCCCGGGCGUACCACCUCACCCUGUUUAAAUCAGCUUCCUCAUCUGUUAAAAGAAAGAAGGAAAUGGCAAAGCGCUCCUGUACCCGCUAAGAAAAACCCAGAAGAGGGUCCCCAAGAAUUGUGCCCGACUGAAAAUGACAGGACAGCAGCGAUGAUUAAACGACACUUUUUUUCUCCCGCCUUUCAUUCGAAUGUUUGACACUUCGGUUACUGCAGCCUUGGUUGGAGACACAGAGAAUGUCAGUGUGAUGCUCACCCUGGGGGACGAUGCUCUGGGAAUUCUGCCCAUGCCUGACUGUGGAUUGCAGAGUAAUGGAACAGGCAAUUGGAGUCUGACUGUGACCCCUCACGCGAGGGGCUCAGAAGUGACCGUAAGAUUGGAUGGCGAUUUGCAGCCGUGUGUCUCAGAGACCGAUUUCUUCUCUGAGUAUCCCUGUAUUGUUGAAACACUUCUGGUUUCUGCCUCCCGCAACUCCUCCUGUUUGGCACACUUACUCAUCCAAGUUGAGAUCUACCCGAAUACUUCCUUUGCCCAGAAUGUGUCAGGUUUUGCAACCAGUAAAAGAGAAAACAGGACAAAGAAAAAGAUGAAAAGAAAGACAGGAGAGAACGCCACCAUCAUCCCCAACCAGGUGUAUCAGCCCCUCGGCCCCUGCCCCUGUGACUUGUUCAUUGGGGCCUGUGAUGUCCAGUGCUGCUGUGACCAGGACUGCACGCCCCAUUUAAAGGACCUAUUCAGAGAACACUGCUUUACGGGAGUUUUUGGUGGAAAUGUGAAUCCGCCUUUUGACCACCUGUGCUCUACCCCAGUAACAGAAGAGGUGUCGGAUUUGUUCCCCUUCUUGUGUGUUCAGUCCUCCCUGGAAAACACUCCUUUCCUUGGUUAUUUCUUCCAUGGCUUGAUUUCACCGAGGACAGAGCACACCUUCAGGGUACCCAGAUACAGCAGUAGCACCAGCUGGUUGGAUCUGGGCUAUUGGCAAGACAGACCAAUCCUUACAUCGAACAAUGAAUUCUUCACCAUACCCCAGGUGUCCUUGGUGGGACAGUGUGUUCAAAAGGCUCCUGUGGCCUUUCUUCGGAAUUUUGAUUCAAACUGUGCUACUAACUUGACAACAUAUCAAGAAAGGGAAAAUAUUAGUGAAGUGAGAUUAAUAAACAGUCUUGGUGAAGACUGGAUUGUACCCGAAGUGGUCUAUGAGGAGUCAACGGCUUUAAACAAGUUCAUCUAUGACACAGAAACAAUUCUUCACCCCGGGCCAACAUUCAAAUCCGUGCACUUGGAAGAGCAUUAUACUUUCAGAUGGAAAGAGAACAAAAUCACUGAAUUAAAUGUCAGAAUCAUUUGGGCAAAAAUUCAUGCUGACCAGCAAGGAACAUUGACACAGAGAUUUAAAGUAACAUUUUUAACCUUCAAUGCUACGGAGGGCUUGAAGCGAUCUGGAAAUCCAGGUUACCACCCUGGCAAGCCUGUGAGAGCCCUGAAUGUCGCAAGUGCUGAGAACGUCUCCACGAUAAACCUUUGGCGGCCAGUUGGCAGCGGGCUGUGCACGGAGAUGGAAACCAGCCCGGUUUUGUUUGGAGAAGACGCUGUAUCUGGAUGCCUCUGGGAGGUUGCCAUUGAUGAAAAUUGUACCCACCUCAGGGCAGAAGUUAUGAACAGACUUAAAUCAUUAGUACAAGCUACUCAUGUGGCCAAGAAAGGCAACUCAGACUAUGGGAACAUUCAAGAUGGCUGGUUGAAAAUAAUAUGGAGAGAUACACAUUUUCCUCAGGAAGGGCCCUAUUUUAUGGACAUAAAAGGCAUCUGCCCUGAUGUGCCUGCCACGAUGACUAUCCACUUCCUUAUUUCGAAUAGUGGUAAUUUGGAAGGGAUUCCCCAGGAUGUGAUACUUGGUGCAGAGGUCAGCUUUUCUUCUGUCACCUGGCAGUUCCACUGUGGGAUCACCUGUGAAGAUAAACCUAAUCUUUUCCCGCUCAGUGUCUCAGUCCAGUUUAUUAGAAUACCUCCUCAACUGACCCAGCCGCUGACAAGUUUCCAGAUCAGCCUUGCAAACCGUGACUGCACCAACAAUGAAGUCUGCUGGUCAGAGCUUAUAUUCCCCUUGAGCAAGUAUUAUCAAGGAGAGUAUUAUUAUUCCUGCCUGGCCAAAAGCUUGAUGCUGGUCUUCAUCUUCAGCUUGAUUAUAUUCAUCAGAAACCCGUGGAUCAGAGAGCACAUGAUUUGGGGCUUAUCCGUCUUUUAACUUCUCGUGACUUCAGAGAGCAGCGGCAAUCUUGUGGUCAGGAUUUGGGACCACGAUGGAAAACUUCUCUUAGUGACACUUUUCCUAUGUAUUUUUGUAAAAAGGUGGUAUUUGUGAAUAGUCAGUUUGUUUUUAAAUGCACUUGCUCAAAAGGCUGGCCGCCAGCCAGUUAAUCUGAUUUUAGCUGCAGCAACUGUAAGAUACUAGCUUCUGAGAGGGACGUGGCUCCCAGAGGGGGUUUGAUCUGCCCCAGUGGUAAUGACACUUAUACUGGGAGAAUCACAAAUCCUGAAAGGGCAGAAGCCAAUAGAGCUGUCUGUCAUUGGUGGAAAUCUUAGCAUCCUCAAAGUGAUGUGUCCAAGGCUACACAGUUUAGCAUACACAUUAAUAGAGUUGAGACUAGGACCUUAAAAUAAAAUGUUAAAAAGUGUGAAUUAUUGAAAGAGUUAAAUAUGUAUUCAUAAACUGUAAAUGUAUGCUUACGAUCAAUCUCCUUGAAGAACUUCUUGUUUUAAGUCAGUAAGAACUGAUUUCUUUUUUUCAAAAAUACACUUAGAUUUAUAUCACUUUACCAGAUGAUCUUUGGUUUAAAUAGAUUUUUGUGUACUAUGAAUAAAUUUUUUUCUUUUUAAGAAAU